AUGCCCAAGAAUGCUGCUAGUGUGCGCCAAAAUAACCCAUCCACGUAUGCUAAUGUGCGCCGGGAGGAGAGCACUCUGAACAGUGAUACCACAGAAGCAAUAACUGCUUCAAGUUCUAAAACCAACAUCAACCCCACCACCUCCGCCGCAACCGCCACCUCUCCGAUAUCAGAAACGGAAGGGUCUUCGAGUCAAUCCGGAUCGUCCAGCUCUUCUGCCACUCCCAAGAAAUAUCGUGGGGCUCGGAGUCGAAGCGGCAAAUGGGUAUCAGAGAUACGCCAGCCACGUAAAACCACGCGCAUUUGGCUCGGCACGUACCCGACCCGGGAGAUGGCGGCGGCGGCCUACGACGUGGCGGCUUUGGCUUUGAAAGGGCCCAGCACGGUGUUAAACUUCCCGAAUUUGAUUCUCUGGUAUCCGAUACCGGCUUCGUUGGCUCCGAGUGACAUAAGAGCCGCGGCGGCCUCUGCGGCUGAGGCGAUGAUGCAGAGAUCGUCGGAUGGUAGUAGUGGUAGUGGUAGUAGUAGUUCAACUGGUCACGAUACGGCACAUCGUAAAAGAACAGAGGAAGAGUACGUUGACGAAGAAGAGUUAUUGAAUAUGCCGAAUUUGCUGGUGGAAAUGGCAGAAGGGAUGCUUUUAAGUCCUCCUAGGAUUCAGUCAAAGUCGUCCUCGGAUGAAUCUGGCGGUGAUGGAAAUGGAGAUGGAAAUGGGUUAUGGAGUUACGCAUAUUAAACUAAACCCCAUGGUGGUUGAAAAAAUCUUUGUAUUUUGUAUUGUAUGUGUGUGUGUGUUUGUUCUGUUUUGUUUUUUUUUUUU
Quercus lobata is the source of this 819-nucleotide messenger RNA. RefSeq names its product ethylene-responsive transcription factor ERF027-like. The record is from RefSeq and is a predicted model, not a curated record. The coding region runs from base 1 to 735 and encodes 244 amino acids. The transcript has a single exon. NCBI's taxonomy places the organism in Eukaryota, Viridiplantae, Streptophyta, Magnoliopsida, Fagales, Fagaceae. Gene Ontology annotation, biological process: regulation of DNA-templated transcription. Gene Ontology annotation, molecular function: DNA-binding transcription factor activity; DNA binding.